AUGAUGACAUGGCCCGCUCCAAGAGCCUGCAAGACUAGCAAUGGUGAAGUAAAUGAUAGGCUGAGUCUGCUUCCUGAUGAUAUUCUGCUAUCAAUUCUAUCUACCUUAACAUUGAAAGAAGCUGCAAGGACUAGUCUUCUUUCUCGCAGAUGGCGAUGCAUACCUACCUUAAUCUUCGAGGAUCCUAAGACAGUACUUCGACCUGAGCUAUUAGCCCCAAAACAAUCAGGCUUUAUAAGUUGGUGGUUGGAAUUCGCUUUUGGAAAACAUGUCAAAAGACUGGAUCUCAAGUUUAGAUCACUAUGGCCUGAUAAAAAUUCACAGCACAACCGCUACAAAUUAGGGAUCAAUCAAGUUCCUACUUUGGCAAAGCUCAAGCAUCUAAAACUUCGAGUUAUUGGAGAUCAAAGCCUUCUUGGAUUUACUCCCUUGAUCGAAGCAUCUCCAGUCCUGCAAAAUUUUUUUCAUCAGCCAACUUCAUUUAAGAUAUCGAAACGAGAUGGACAGCCCCUUAGGUGCUUAAAGACACUAGAGAUACUUGGCUUUGCGGGAAAUAGAAUGGACCUUGAGUUGCUACAUAUGUAUUCGAGAAUGCUCUUGAUCUCAAAGAGGUUAUUAUCGAGUUCGACCAAAGAUGCUAUAGUCCUAGAGCUGCAAAGAAGCUGA
This is a messenger RNA of Chenopodium quinoa (quinoa), 666 nucleotides long. RefSeq names its product putative F-box/LRR-repeat protein At3g42770. The transcript has 5 exons. The coding region runs from base 1 to 666 and encodes 221 amino acids. Lineage: Eukaryota; Viridiplantae; Streptophyta; Magnoliopsida; Caryophyllales; Amaranthaceae. The record is from RefSeq and is a predicted model, not a curated record. Gene Ontology annotation, molecular function: protein binding.